UAGUAACAUUGAAAGUACCCCUCCAGGGACGUAUGUUAAUGUACUGUACAGUGCACAAACCACUCUCCCAGUAUACGGUGUGUCGCACGAAGAUGUAGUAUAACUGUGUCCGCGGUGCCAAAAACUUCUUUAUUCGCUUUUCAAAUUCAAACAUUUUACUAGUGUGCAUUAACAUUUAUUGUGACAGUGAUAGUGUUUUUCUUAUAUAUUCAACCGAGGGAAUUGUCAACAUGGUGCCUACAGUUUCAUCCAUAGUCAAGGCUACGGGCAGAACCAUGAUCGACAACUUUGGCCAGAAGUGGUCAAAUUUCAAAGAUCUUGGAAUCGGCAAAGCUUUAGCAGCUACGGUGGCGACCCAUAUCAACUCGGUGUCCGUAGGGAUGUGCCAAGGUUAUUCUGCCAUUCUUCUUCCUCAACUACAGGAUCCAUCCAGUCCGCUACAUGUGGAUACCGAGGAGGCUUCUUGGAUAGCUAGUCUGGGAGUCAUCAGCAACCCCCUGGGAGCCAUCUUGUCUGGUCUGCUGAUGGAAUGGCUGGGUCGCAAGAGGGCUGUACAGCUAGUUUCCAUUCCUUUUCUUCUCGGAUGGCUCAUCAUUGCUUGCUGCAAUAACCUCUUCUUCCUCUGCAUUGGUCGAGCCAUAACUGGAGUGGCCAUAGGUAUGGGUGCCGCCUGCUACGUAUACGUCGCAGAGAUUAGCCUACCUGAACACCGAGGCUUCCUCUCCGCCUUCGGUCCCAUCUUCGUAUCACUGGGGGUGUUGCUCGUGUACAGCUUCGGCUACAUGUUCAGCUGGCAAGUAGCGUCUGCCGUGUGCGCCGUGUUCGCGGGCAUCAGUGCCUUUGUGAUGUCGCUCAUCCCAGAGUCACCGUCGUGGCUUUUGGCGCACAGCAAGGAGAAGAAAGCGCGCCAAGCAAUCGUGUGGUUCCGCGGUGACAACGACCAAGCGGCCCAAGAGUUGGCGGACCUUUCUGAAUCUCUGAGAGAAAAGAACGCAGAAAACGAAGGAAGAGGCAACCAGUGGGGGCAAUUCUUGUCGCCAUCAGUUUGGAAACCUUUCUUGAUCUUGAUCACCUUCUUCGCGUUUCAAGAGGGAAGCGGACUCUACAUAAUGCUUUACUACGCGGUCAACUUCUUCCAGGAGAGUGGAAGCACGAUGAAUAAAUACGUGUUGUGUAUCAUCGUAGCUUCUGUGAGGUUGGUGAUGAGCGUCGUGGGAACUGUAGCCAUCAAGAAAUUCAAUCGAAGGACAAUGGCUUGUGUUUCUGGAGCAGGGAUGGCGUUAUCAAUGGGAGUCGCUGGAAGCUACGAGUUUCUCUACGGGAGAUUCGAGGUCGCUUCUCGCCCACUACCUUGGCUUCCACAAGCUUGUAUUGUCGCCAAUGUGUGUGCCUCUAUGUUGGGAAUGCUGCAACUUCCGUGGGUCAUGAUAGGAGAGUUGUUCCCCACGGCAUUCCGAGGUAUCAUGAGUGGAGUCGUGUCUUCGCUGGCUUACUUCUUCAUCUUCGUUAUAGUCAAGGUCUACCCACAGUGUUUAAGAGUGUUGGGAGUGCACGGGAUGAUGUUCACCUUCGCCGGUAUUUCACUCUUGGCAAUCUUCUACGUCGUCCUCUUCCUACCAGAGACCCAGGGGAAGACACUGUUGGAGAUAGAAGCGAGGUUCAGAGGUGAGAAGAAGAGUCAGAAGGAAGCGGAGGCUAGCAAGUCGUGAGAUUGCAAGAGAGAGUUGAAACUCUCUAUCGCACUUCGUUCAGGAGACCGGCAAGAGAAGUGACAAUCGAAUAGUUCAGUGGAACAAACGUUUAACGAGAACUACUGCCAAACCUGGCCAGAAACUGUAUUUUCGUUUCUUUUAUUCGUUUCACUAACCUGUUCAAAUUCCUCCGGGAUUCAACCUCCCUUGCCGUACUCCUAAGCAAUAUCAGUAUUUAACUAGUAUUGAUCGAGCAACAUUAGGCUAGAGGUGUGCACAGAUACUAGGGUUGAUGGACGUUAGACGAGACUACCUUGUGAUAUUCUACCGUGCUGAAUGUUCGAGUAGGUUUAGUUGUACGAUGACCGUUGUGAUACAGUAUUUAUUGAUUACGACUCUAUAUGAGAGUUAGACUGGUUGUUAUUGAUUUAUAUUGUUUUUAAUAAACUGUGUUUAUAAAA
Messenger RNA from Macrosteles quadrilineatus (aster leafhopper), 2152 nucleotides. Its product is annotated as facilitated trehalose transporter Tret1-like. Lineage: Eukaryota; Metazoa; Arthropoda; Insecta; Hemiptera; Cicadellidae. Gene Ontology annotation, biological process: transmembrane transport. The record is from RefSeq and is a predicted model, not a curated record. Gene Ontology annotation, cellular component: membrane. Bases 231 to 1709 code for a protein of 492 amino acids. Gene Ontology annotation, molecular function: transmembrane transporter activity. The transcript has 5 exons.